Messenger RNA from Meloidogyne enterolobii, 2800 nucleotides. Lineage: Eukaryota; Metazoa; Nematoda; Chromadorea; Rhabditida; Meloidogynidae. The record is from the annotation of a GenBank genome assembly.
AUGAACGAACUCUCAGCUGAUCCAUGCAAUGCUAAUCGUGAUGACCAAUUGAAAGUUGUUAUUUUUGAAUCGACAACAGAACGAGAACGUCAACUUUCUUCUACAGCAUUUGACGGUGACAUGGAGAGAUCCCCAACACGCCAUAUGCCAACCCAACUUAUUCACCCUGCAAAUGGAUCCGAUUCAGAUAGUGACGAGCCUUUGCUCUCUGGCUCGGGUGAUGUUUGUCGCGAAUGUUCUGAGGACAGAUUGGCUGCCUGGAAUGAUAUGAUAGAUCUAUGGAAGCAAACGCCUGAACAAAGACCGUAUGGUCUCAAUUCUCUGAUUCACGACGGAAUACCAGAUGUUUUGCGUGGCGAAGUAUGGCUUCUUCUUGCACGCAUAGGACCAGUUCAAGCAGAUUUGGUGCAAGCCUAUCAAAUGUUGCUGGAAAAAGAGUGCCCAUCAGAAUCUAUCAUCCUUCGUGAUAUCCAUAGAACAUUCCCAGCACAUGAAUAUUUUACAGAAGAAAAUGAUAAGGGAGGACAAAAAGCGCUUUAUAGGAUUAGCAAAGCGUAUUCCCUAUAUGACGAUGAAGUCGGUUACUGUCAAGGACUUUCCUUUCUUGCUGCUGCGCUUCUUUUGCAUAUGCCAGAAGAGCAGGCCUUUUGUGUGCUAGUCCACAUAAUGUUUGAUUACGGGAUGCGUGAAUUAUUCAAAACUGGAUUUGAUGCACUCCAUUUAAGAUUUUACCAGCUUCAAUGUUUGAUAAAGGUUUGUACAUUUUAUGGAAUAAUUUUCCGUUUUUUUGGUUUUGGUUGGUAUGCCUCCCAGUGGUUCCUUACUCUCUUUACAGCAAAAUUUCCCUUACAAAUGGUUUUUUUCAUUGUUGAUUUGUUUCUCGCGGAGGAACUUUUACACUCCGAUUUUGAAGGGAUUCUAAAAUUUUUCCGUGUGAAUUUGCCAAGAAAAUAUCGAACAGAAGUCGCUGCUAGAGAACUCAUACACGCAGCAGUUAAAUUAAAGUAUGAGAAAGAAUGGCAUGAGCUUAAACGACAAGAGAUUGAGUCACAAGAUCCAUUGGAACGUGCACAACGUGAGUCACAAGGAUUAAAGGAACAAAUUCUGCGAUUGGAACGUGAGAAUGAUUAUUUGGCUCGUGAACUAGUUACUUCAAAAAUUUGUUUACAAGAGCGUCUUGAUACGACAACACUCAAUCAAAUGAUAAUAAAAAAUCGCGACUGUGAAGAACUGGCAGAUCGGGAACGAAAACUACGAGAAGAAUCUGAAUUUAUCAAACAAAAAUGUCGUGAUGAGGUUGCUAGGUUAGAAGAAGAAUAUCGUCGAUCUGAAGGUGUUAUUGUUGAAUACAAAAAGAUUUGUACAGAACUUGGUCUUGCCAGUGAUGAGGAUAAGCGACAAUUCCGUAAACUUAAACGCUUCAUAGCGUCCAAAGUUUCUGGCUGCGAUCGUUGUUCAAAUGAACUUGCCGAUUGUCUUGACAUAUCCAGUAACUCUCAAAGACCUAGCAGUUCAUUAUCAACUUAUGAUGGUGAGGGGAGUUCAUUAGGAUCAACCACGGCAACAAACGAUACAUCGGCUAUGCAUAUGAUGGAAUUGGUAGAGAAGUUACAGCAGUACGAGCAACAUAUACGUCAGGUUGAAUUAGAGUUGGCUCAAACAAAGUUAGCGCUUGUCGAAUCACAAUGUCAAAAUCAGGAUUUGGCACAUCAAAUGUCAGUAAGCUCAUUGUUGCAGAAUGGAAGUUAUUCAGUUAAUGAUAAUCGCCCGGCUUGGCUUCGUAAAACAAUAAGCUCAUUGAGGGAAGUUGCUCAAGCGCAUGGAGUUACUGGUUCUGGUUUUAGCAGUGGAAGUGAAGAAAACAAUGUCAAUUUCAACUCAAAAUUUCGACAACACCAACGAUCUUCAAGCAAUGCAUCGACAAUAUCAACAAAUCAUAUAACUAGUAAGUACACUGGAAGUCAAACAGACAGACGAUAACAAGACGAGAAAUUUGGGUACUCACUCAACAAGCAGAUAUUUCAAAGUAUGCUUUCUUUUUUUGGUUCUUUUAUAUUUUAUUUUUAUUUAUACAUAUAACAUUUUUGAUUUAAUUGACCAUCCCUUUCAGCAUAUGGGUUAUUGUGACUUAUAGUUGGGGUUUUUUGGCUGGACUAUUUUGAUUAAUGAUUUAUCAUUCGAAGAGCUCUUUUACUGAGUGGGGAGGAGGUCAAUCCGACAUCCAGGAACCGAGUUAUAAGCCCUUGAAAAUUGAAAAACAGGGGGGGGAGUAAGCCGAUUUUGGGGUCAAAAAUUCGAUCAUACAGAUAAUGACUUGUUUCUCAUUCGAACCACAUAUAAGUCACAACAUUCCGCAUAUUUUCUUUAAGUAAGCUGUUGAGAAAAUAUACGAGAUUUUUAUGCUGGAAUUGAUAAUUUUAUGCGCUUCAAAAUAAUAUUUUUUUCAUGUUGUAAUUUUUUGCUGCAUAAUUUUAACUUUGCUUUUUCCUCAAUCUUAAAAUUGAAUGAAAACCUCAAUAAGUGAAUUAAAAUUUUUAGGUUUGAUUAAAAUUGGUGAAAGGUUUUUAAUCAUUUUAGAUUAAAUUUUAUUGCUCAUCCAAUUUUAUAGCCUAUGAUAAAUUUUUAAUAUUUUUUUAGUUUUGCUUGAGAAAUUUUUUCUUCAAGAUAGGAUAGGAUUUUAGGGAUGGGAUUUCUUGCGCUUCAGUAUUUCUUUGCCCUUCCGUUUUUUCUACUACCUUCCAUCUUCUGUUUUUUUAAUUUGGAAGGGCCCAUCCUUGAUACAUGUUAUAUUUUUGGCGAU